UCUUCCUUUCCGAAUUUGCUUAAAAGAAACACCUUUUGAAAACGCUCGGAGUACAAUUUACCAAAAGAACGACAAUUUCCCGCCUAAAUUUCGCACCAAAAAGUCACUGAUUCUCCCGAAGUUUCUAGAACCAUCCGUAUUAUCCAGAGGAAAAAAAUCGCCGAUUUGCUAUCUGCUCGGCGACAAUGGGAGAUGUGAAGAAAUGGAGCGUGACGUACACGAAGCAUCUCAAGCAGAAGCGAAAAGUUUAUCACGAUGGCUUCUUAGAGCUUCAAUCUUCAAGCCACAAGGCCAUGCUCUAUGAUGAUUGUGAGAAGCUGUUAGGCAUUAAGAUUUUGAAGAAUGACGAUGAUGUCAAAACAGGCGAAACACUGCCAUUUGAUUCUUACCUUGUUGAUAUUGGUGAUCCUCACGGCGAUUACAACCCUAUACCCAAAUUAAAUACUAAACUGAUGGAUAAGAAAGUUCCGGUGGAAUCUGGGCUACUGCAUUCUGGGAAAAGCUCAACUGCUGUUGAUAAUAGGAAAUCUAAUCUGGGGAAAAGGAAAGCAACACCAAGUAAUCUAAGCCCAUCACAAAAGAUUAUUAGAGAGUUCAAGAAAAGUGAAGCUAGCAAAUAUGGUUCUUCUCCAGGUUCUCUUGAUACAACAAAGUCAAGCACAGAAGAAUGGCAGGUAUUGUACACCACACAAAUAACUCAAAAGGCAAAGAAGUUCCAUGAUGGGUAUUUGCGACUUGUGAUGUCUGGCUCACAUGGCAAGCAGAUCAUGCUGUAUGAUGCAACCAGGAGACUCCUAGAUAGUAGGUUUCUGAAAAAGAAUGAAAGUAUCAUGUCUGGCCAAUCGGUAACAUUUGAUGGUCACUUAGUGGAGAUAGGAGAAUCUGAGGAAGAUCAAAAGCCUCCAAAGGACCUUAGAGAUCAAGGAAAGCAUGUCACAGGACUUGGAAAAAGAGAACCAGUACACGGGGAUGUCGGUGUCCAUAACAAGUUUCCGGCUGAGUUCAAGAAGAGUGAAGUUCGCAAAUAUAGUUCUUCACCGGGUUCCCUUGACAUGGCAAAGUCAAGCACAGAAGAAUGGCAGGUACUCUACACCACACAAAUAACUCAAAAGGCAAAGAAGUUCCAUGAUGGGAUUUUGCGACUGGUGAUGUCUAGCUCACAUGGAAAACAGAUCAUGCUGUAUGAUGCGACCAGGAGACUCCUAGUUAGCAGGUUUCUGAAAAAGAAUGAGAACAUCGAUUCUGGUGAAUCGGUAACAUUUGAUGGUUACUUGGUGGAUAUUGGAGAAUGUAAGGGAGACCAAAAGCCUCCAAAGGAUAUUAGUCCUCGAGGAAAGCAUAUCAAGGAACUUGGAAAAAGAGGACCGGUACACGGGGAAGUUGCUGUCCUCAAUAAGUUGCUUGCUGAAUGGGAUGCCAUGUAUACAGCUCAGAUAACUCAAAAGGCAAAAAAGUACAAUAAUGGAAUCCUUAGACUUUCAUCCUGUGGUUCCUACCAAUCUCAGGUUACUCUACUUACAGAAGAAGGAAACAUACUAUGCCGAAGGUUCCUCAAGUUAUCAGAACAUGUCACAACUGGAACUACAUUGAAUCUGUCAAAUUAUUUGGUUGAAGUUGGUGACAUGAGGACAAGUCCAGAAGGAAAACCUCAAACUGAUGCUUCUUCCCGAGAGCAUGCACAAUCUGAUUUUAAAAUAUCUGGACUCGACAAUAUCAAAUCAAGUAGAAGAAUCUCCUCUGACAAGCCAAUUCCUAAUAGGGAACCUCAAAAUGGAGUUUUUUCAGUGGAACAUAUGGACUCAAAGACUGCAAGCUGUUCUGUUGACAAUACAAUGAAUUGUAGGAUCUCCAGAUCAAACUCUGUUCGUGCAGCUCAUGAAAUCUUGUCCAUUCUUAAAAAACCGAUCUCUUCGAAAGGUGCUGGCACAGUAAGGGACAUCACAUUUGCAGACGAAUGCCAAGUAUUGCAGUCAUCAAAUCUUGUUUGCAGUGACAUUAAGAGUCAAACAGAGGAACAUCUCUUGCAAGACUUCAAUGUUAAAGGCAGUUCAUCAUUGCAUAGGGAAGAACAAACUACCAUGACGCAUAGCAGCGGCACGAACCUUUCAGAAAUAAAAGUUACUGAUGCAUUCCAUUUGGAUGAAAUUUCUCAACCAUCGGAUUGCACCGGUCAAAGAGUAUAUCAUACUCGGUCAUUAAGCUUGUCUACAGGAUUAGGAGAGAUGGAUAUAUGCUUGCGUGAUGUAGAAUGCACUGUCACAGAGAGGUCUCCAACUGCAAAGCUGAAGCAUUUGGUUAUUCCUGAGUCAGACUCUAAGAUUCAAGCAGUUGAAACACUCCGCCACGACAGGUCUAAUAAAAUUUUGGAAAUUGAGGAUGCAUCUGAAUCUGUCUCGCAGCAAGAUAAUCCUAGUGGCCCAGUGGCUCCAUUAACUGAUGCCUGCACCUUGACUCAUGCAUCCAACAAGCCUGCUGUCGAUAACAAGCAGAUGGAUACUCAACGUAGGCAAGAGGGAUUUUCUGGUGUUAUUACUGAUGUUUCAAAUGAUUCUCCUCCACAGUUCCCUUGUCACUCAACUGAGACGAAUUCUCUUCAUGAUAUCAGUACAUACAAAAUGGAUGAUUUACCUAGUUUUGAUCUUGGAUUUUAGAGGACUAUUGUCAUAUUGUAUUAUUCUUUCGCAUGUAACUGCAGAGUACAUUAACUGAGGUUUUCUCUCAAGAUGUAUGCAAACUCACCAAUAGCGGGCAUGCUCAGACUAGAAUGAAUCAUAAUGAUUCUAGUUCAUUCAUAAUUACUAUUGAGUAGAAGGAAAAAAUGGUGAAAAAGUACUGACAAUAGAAGCUAACAAUUUUUGUAUGAACUGGAAGGGGCAUGUGCCACGCAUAUGCAUAUCAUGCAAUAGUAAGACCUCAAUAUAUUUUUCA
Nicotiana tabacum (common tobacco) is the source of this 2928-nucleotide messenger RNA. RefSeq lists its product as uncharacterized. The record is from RefSeq and is a predicted model, not a curated record. Gene Ontology annotation, biological process: double-strand break repair. NCBI's taxonomy places the organism in Eukaryota, Viridiplantae, Streptophyta, Magnoliopsida, Solanales, Solanaceae. Gene Ontology annotation, cellular component: nucleus; site of double-strand break.